AUGAAACAGAAAAAAUUCGAACAACAACAUUAUCAUUCACGCGAUGACUACGGUCAUAUAUCAUCGUCAUCGUCGUCAUCAUCAUCAUCAUCAUCAUCAUCUUAUAUCCAGCUUCGAAAUAAUAACAAUAUGUUAACAUUUUCUACAUCAAAACAAUCACUAUUUAAUAACAUACAUAUUCGUUCAUAUAUAAUUAUAUUUCUAUUCAUAUUUCUUUUAUUACUUCUUACAUUUUGUAUUUUAUUUCCUGCACAAAAAAAUACGAGUACAUAUUUAAAUCAUCGUUUAAAAAGACAAAUAGUAUUAACAAAUACACCUAAAAAUAAUGAUAAACAACAUUAUACAAAUAUGUUACGUCGAAUAUUAUUACAUCGAACAAGUUCAUCUGUAUUAGCUGAUUGUACAAUAAAUAUGGCAUCAGAUGGAAUCUAUCAUUUACCAUUAGAAAAUUCAUUAUCAUCAGAAAUCAUUCGUUUAGUUGAACAAUAUUUUCAAAAAGAAUUUAAUGCAUUAAAACACACAGCACAUAAAAUACGUGAUAAAAUAAAUCAAUCAUCAAAUUAUCUAGGUGAUUUUGCUCUAGCAAAAUUUCGCGAUGAAUUUAGUAUAUCAAUACGUUUAUUACUUGCUAGUCAAUUAUCAAUAAAAGAAAUCAAUUUAAUGAUAGCAACACCUUUAUCAAGUAAUAAUAAUAAUAAUAAUAAUAAUAAUCCUGGUUCAUAUGUUUAUUAUGAUACAUUAAAAUAUUAUCGUGCUAGUAAUCAUACAACAACAAUGAAUCAAUUCGAUUAUGAUUCAAUACAAGAUGUUAAAUUAAAACAAAAUGUAAAUAUUAUAUUACAAACAUUUACACCAUCAAAUGCACGUGAAACAUUAAAACAAACAAUAAACAAUAAUUAUUCAUUAAUUAACGAUGGUUGGUGGAUUGGACCUGUUUUAUGUGAAAAAAAUAAAAAUGAAACUUUUAUUAUGGCAUAUAUUUUUCCAUUAGCAAAUAGCUAUUUUCUUGUCACUUAUUUCAAUAUAUCAACUGUCGAUAUAAAUCAAUGUGCCAAUAAUGAUGUACCAUUUGGUGAUACACAUAAAUGUCCGUCUGGAAUGAAAUGUAUUCAUCAAAUUGGUCAAGGUUUUACUUUAGGUGCUUAUGAAUGUCAUUGUUCAGAUUCAUCUGAUAAUAAAAAUUUAACAAUUAAAGGUAAUCAAUUAGAAUGGAAUGAAACAAAUGAUGAUUCAUUAAAAUCAAUGAUAAAUACAUGUGAAUGUAAUCUUGAAACAUGUCGUUUAAAACAUAAUCGUUUUUUACGUACAAUAAUAAUCAUAAUACAAUCGAUAUUUAUUGUUUUUGUUGCUAUACUUGCUGCUAUUGUAUUUCAAAGACGUAAGAUAAAAAUUAUUAAACAUUCAAUGUGGAUUUUACUUGAACUUGUACUUUUUGGUGCCGUAUUACUUUAUGCAUCUGUUAUUGUCGAUAGUUUUGGACCACAUGGAAUUGUUUGUUUAAUAAUGCCAUGGUUACGUGAACUUGGUUUUACAAUUGUUUAUGGAACAUUAAUAUUACGUAUUUAUAAAAUGUUAGCAGAAUUUCAAUCUCGUAAAGCUCAUUGUGUACAAGUUAAAGAAAAAGAUAUUUUACGUAUAUUAUUUUUUAUUUCAAUAACAAUAAUUGGUUAUUUACUUGGUUGGACAUUAGUUAAUAUAGAUCAUUCAAAUGAAAACAUAUCACUUAAAAAAUAUUUAUUAGGAAGUGGUUUUACAAGAAAAGAAAAUUCUUAUUUUCAAACAUGUCGACCACGUUCAUGGGAUUAUCUUGUUCAAUUUGCCGAAUUUAUUUUUCUUUGUAUUGGUAUUCGUUUUAUCUAUAGUACAAGAACAGCUCCAUGUGAAUAUCAUGAAAGAAAAUUAAUAACUAUUGCUAUUGUAUGUGAAAUGAUUUUUUCAACAUUACUUCAUAUUAUUAGAGAUUGUUUAUGGUCAACAGUUGAUCCUGAUACACUUUUUAUUUUAUCUGUAUUACGAUGUCAUUCGACAGUAACAUGUAUGCUGAUACUUAUUUUUUGUACAAAAUUAUGUUAUAUAUUUCGACCAUUUCAUGAAGAUCAUUCAGGACGUGAUCGUUUUCGUUCUGUACCUGAUGGUAUUGAACCAGCAGAUCUUAUAACUAAAUUACAUUUAAAUGGUGAUAUAGAAUUUGGUGAAUUAAAUUUACGAGAUAUGGAUCCAGAAGAAAUUCGAGCGGAAUUGAAACGUUUAUAUACAUCAUUACAUGUAUUAAAAACGAAAACCAUGCGUAAAGAUAAUCCACAUUUAACUAAACGACAUGGACAAAGACGUAAAAAUCGUCGAUUUUCUAUACAACCAUUUCAACGUCAUGCUGGUGCAACUGUAACAACGACAAGUGCUGGUGGACCAGUAAGUGUAUCAAUUGGUGGAGAAAAACAUGAACAUGAACCAACAAAAACACCUGAAGACAGUACUGGUAGUCAUAAUGAACAUCCACAUCUUGGUGGAAUGAGUACUCAUCAUGGUAGUGUAGAUGAUAUUGAUUAUCCUCAUGCACGAACAUUAUCAGAUUUAACAAGUACAAUGACAUCGACAGCAGUUGGUCAACGAGUUACAUUUAAAUAG
Rotaria sp. Silwood1 is the source of this 2625-nucleotide messenger RNA. NCBI's taxonomy places the organism in Eukaryota, Metazoa, Rotifera, Eurotatoria, Philodinida, Philodinidae. The record is from the annotation of a GenBank genome assembly.